Drosophila kikkawai is the source of this 2619-nucleotide messenger RNA. RefSeq names its product pre-rRNA 2'-O-ribose RNA methyltransferase FTSJ3. Gene Ontology annotation, cellular component: nucleolus; nucleus; preribosome, large subunit precursor. The record is from RefSeq and is a predicted model, not a curated record. Lineage: Eukaryota; Metazoa; Arthropoda; Insecta; Diptera; Drosophilidae. Gene Ontology annotation, molecular function: rRNA (uridine-2'-O-ribose)-methyltransferase activity; rRNA (guanine) methyltransferase activity. Gene Ontology annotation, biological process: maturation of LSU-rRNA from tricistronic rRNA transcript (SSU-rRNA, 5.8S rRNA, LSU-rRNA); rRNA methylation; maturation of 5.8S rRNA from tricistronic rRNA transcript (SSU-rRNA, 5.8S rRNA, LSU-rRNA).
UCGGUCACACUGCCGCACUACCACGUGCGGUUUGAUUUUGAUUUGCUUUCUGUUUUCUGUUGAUUUGGAUUUCCAUUGUCCGCAAAGAUGGGCAAAAAGAGUAAAGUAGGAAAAACCAGAAAGGAUAAAUUCUACCAGCUAGCCAAGGAGACCGGCUUCCGAUCACGCGCUGCCUUCAAAUUGAUCCAACUGAAUCGGCGCUAUGGCUUCCUCCAACAGUCGCAGGUGUGCCUCGAUCUGUGCGCCGCUCCCGGUGGCUGGAUGCAGGUGGCCAAGCAGAACAUGCCGGUGUCCAGCAUCGUCAUUGGCGUGGAUCUCUUUCCCAUCAAGGCAAUAGCCGGCUGCAUUGGCUUGGUGGAGGACAUAACAACGGAAAAGUGUCGCCAGUCGCUGACCAAGGAGCUACAGUCAUGGAAGGCCGAUGUUGUUUUGCACGACGGUGCCCCCAAUGUGGGUCGCAACUGGUUGUUCGAUGCCUACCAGCAGAUUUGCCUCACUCUCAAUGCCCUGAAGUUGGCCACCCAGUUCCUGCGGGGCGGCGGUUGGUUUGUGACCAAAGUUUUCCGCUCCAAGGACUACAACGCGCUGCUGUGGGUGCUGAAGCAGCUGUUCAAGAAGGUGCAUGCCACCAAGCCCAGUGCCUCCCGCAAGGAGUCGGCCGAGAUAUUUGUGGUGUGCGAGGGCUACAUAGCACCCGACCGCAUCGAUCCCCGUCUGCUGGACUCCAAAUACGUGUUCGAGGAACUCGACCUGGACGCCAAGAAGCCCAACAGCCUGCUCCACCCGGAGAAGCAGAAGCGCAUCAAGGCCGAGGGCUACACGGCCCAGGACAUUGCGCUGCGCAACGACUUGGCCGUCACCGAGUUCAUCAAAGCCGAAAAUGCCCUGUCAGCCCUGCAAGGUGUGGGCUCGAUCCGCAUCGAUAGCCAGGAAGUCGCCAGUCACAAGAAGACCACGCCAGAGAUUCUCGAGUGCUGCAAAGAUCUUAAAGUGCUGGGCCGCAAGGAUAUCAAGGGACUGGUGCUGUGGUGGAAGGCCCUUAGGGAUAGUUUUGUGAAGCCGGAAAAGACGGCGGACGAUGAGGCUGCUGGUGACGAGAAGCCAGAGGCUGCGAAACCCCUGACCCAAGAGGAAAUCGAGGACAUGGAGGAGGUCGAAUUCCAAAAGGAAAUCGAUGCACUCGCAUCCGAGGAGCAAAAGGAGCUCAAGCGCAAACGCAAGAAGACCCUGAAGACCAAGGCCAAGUUGCACGAGAAAAUGAACCUGAAUAUGGUGAUCAAGGGCGACGAAGGGCCCGUCGAGGAGACAGAGCACGAAAUCUUUGACCUGAAGACCAUCAACUCUGCUGCCGAGCUGGACGACAUGCUCGAUGUCCAGCCCGAUAUAACCGUGGAGGAGUCCACCGACGAGGUGAACAACCUACCCAAAUACAAGUGGUACGACAAGGAGGAGAGCCGACUGGACGAUGAUGCCAACUACGAGGACUGUGAUGACGCAGAGGAGAGCGCUGACGAGGGCGAGGAGGAGGAACAGCUGGGCAAUCGGGGUCUGGGCCUCAGCGACGACGACGAUGAUGUUGUUAGGGGCAAAGGCAAGAAGAGAAAGCGCGAUGACAAUCCGCUGAUCAAGUCGGCCGACUUUCGCGACAAGAACACCAAGCGACAGCAGCGGGUUCAGCUCUGGUACGAGAAGGACAACCUCCAGAAUCUAAAGUCCGACGACGACGACGAGGAGAACUUUGAUCUGGACAACCUGGCCAAGGAGUACAAUGCCAAGGGCGUCACCGUAUUGGGCGAGAGCACGAGCACUCUUACCCCGGAUGCCACCAAGGGCAGGAAAGCGAAGCGUCGCGCACGACACCAGGAAACAGAAAGGGACAGCAGUAGCUCGGAGUCGUCCGACUCCGAGGAGGAAGCAGAGCCGAAGGAUAAUGAAGCUGCGGGAACCGCGAAGAAGGUACGCCUGUCCGAAAACGAGCUGGCAUUGGGCUCUUUGCUGGUCAGCAGCAAGAAGAAUCGCCGCGACCUGAUUGACGCCUCCUGGAACCGCUAUGCCUUCAACGAUGAGAACCUGCCCGCCUGGUUUGUGCAGGACGAGGACGAGAACAUGAGGCGGCCAGUGCCAGUGCCCCACGAGCUGACCGCCGAGUACCAGCGCAAGGUGCAGGAGCUGAAUGUCCGUCCCAUUAAGAAGGUGAUGGAGGCCAAGGCGCGCAAGCAUCGUCGCACUACAAAACGUCUGGCCAAGGCCAAGAAAAUGGCCGAGAAGAUAAUGGAGAACGCGGAUGCCAGCAGCCACGAGAAGUCCAAGCAGCUCAAGAAGGUGUACAAGAAGGCCCAGGAGAAGAAGAAGGAGAUCACCUAUGUGGUGGCCAAGAAGCAGUCGGCGGCCCGUCGAGCACGUCGUCCGGCCGGGGUCAAGGGUCGCUAUAAGGUAGUCGAUCCGCGAGAGAAGAAGGACAAGCGCUCCUUGGUGGCCAAAAAGAAGCGCGAGAAGGGCGGCAAGGGUGGCGGCAGGGGAGGCAAGGGAAAGCGUAAAUAAAAAUUCAGAAUAGGUCCUAAAUAUAUGUAAAAAAGAAAUGUUUUAUUACCAAACAUAUUAAAUAUAUGGAAAAAUUAA